Xenopus laevis (African clawed frog) is the source of this 2679-nucleotide messenger RNA. It is a transcript of the gene cers1.L, whose product is annotated as ceramide synthase 1 L homeolog. Gene Ontology annotation, molecular function: sphingosine N-acyltransferase activity. Gene Ontology annotation, cellular component: membrane. The transcript has 7 exons. Lineage: Eukaryota; Metazoa; Chordata; Amphibia; Anura; Pipidae. The record is from RefSeq and is a predicted model, not a curated record. Bases 667 to 1743 code for a protein of 358 amino acids. Gene Ontology annotation, biological process: sphingolipid metabolic process; ceramide biosynthetic process.
CUGAAUGUAAAUGAGGGCUGGACUUCUCCCAUGCAAAGAGCCGGUGUGUCCCCGCUGCUGUCGGAUGGUUGUAGCAGUCUAGUUUAUAUGCUUAUUGUUCCUGUCUACGAGAAUCCGCAAAGCACAAGGAAAGGAGCAGCCCCACUCCCAUAUCUGGACCUGUCCUGCUUCACUGGAUCCUUCUGUGUGAAGGGGAGGGGGAUUUACUGAGCCAUCUCUGGAAACAGAAGAGGGGGGGGGGGAGACACUGCAUCCCACUCCAUCUAAAGGGCAUCUUGGAAUUGCUUCCUAUUUUGCAUCACAUCCCACUGUUACUAUUCACCACAGGCCCAAGAGGCCACCUGCAACCUGCAACCCUAAUCCCAACCCCCCCCCCACACAAAUACACUCAUACUCACACUCACAGACAUAUACACAUAAUCACACACAUAUAUGCUCACACAUACUCACACAACCCCUUCACCAUUUACGCAGAUAGCAAUGCCGGGGUAACAGCAUCCUACCAACCAAAUGAGAAUUUGGGGGUUAAUCCGAAUUAUGCGUUAGUUUUCUAUCAGCAUCAUGCCUGGGUUUUAACGGGCAGUGAAAAUCCUUUCAGCGCCGCAUUCUGUCAUCUGUGCAAGAUACAGUAUAAGCAUCUCCCGCAGGAUCUUCCAGGUGGCAAGCAUGGAGGCACUGCACCCAGCACAAGCACCCCAGCUACCAGCUGCUCCUGGAUACAUGGACCUCUUGUUCCAAGGUGGGGGCAGAUUUAUGGAUGCCCUGAGAGAAUGCAAGGACUGUGGGUGGGAGUUGUCCUUGGCUACUCUGCAGAAACAUGCCAGCCUUACCUGGGCAGAGCUCCUAUGCCUGUUCACAGGCACCUUGCUAUGGACUGGCUUUAGAAGUGUAACCACAAGGUGGAUCUUCCAGCCUUUUGCCCAUUGGUGUAAGCUGCACCCGAAAGAAGCCAGUAAGGUUCCGGAGAGUGCCUGGAAGCUCCUCUUCUACACCAUUUCUUGGUCUUACAGUUUCUACCUGCUGUUCUUCACUGAGUACAAUUUCUUCCAUGACCCUUCUUGUUGCUUCCAUGGUUGGAAGUCAGGAGUGCAGGUUCCCAGGGAUAUUGCCCUGGCGUAUCUCAUACAAGGUAGUUUCUAUGCCCACUCCACAUAUGCCACCCUCUAUAUGGACUCAUGGAGGAAAGACUCUGUUGUCAUGAUUCUGCAUCACCUGGUCACAUUCACUCUUAUUACUUUCUCAUAUGCUUUCAGGUAUCACAACAUUGGAAUCCUUGUUCUUUUCCUCCACGACAUUAAUGACAUACAACUUGAAUUCACCAAGCUAAAUGUCUACUUUAAAACCAGGGGUGGGAAAUACCACAGAAUUAAUGACUUCAUUUCUGAUGCCGGCUGUGUGACAUUCAGCAUGAGCUGGUUCUGGUUCAGAUUGUACUGGUUUCCUCAGAAAGUUCUCUAUGCUACCUGCUAUUCAAGUCUUGAGUCCAAUUCAAACAUCCCUUUUUAUUUCUUUUUUAACAGUCUGCUGUUUGUGUUGACACUGAUGAAUAUAUAUUGGUUUUUGUACAUUGUGAUGUUUGUCGUGAAAGUGUUAACAGGACAAAUUCAAGAAGUCAAUGAUGUCAGAGAAUAUGAUGUUUGUGAGAAUGAAAAGGUGUUUGCAAAAAACAACAGCCGACAUAAGGACGCUCUUAGCAAUGGGCAAUCUGUCUCAAAUGGAUGUGUAAAGAAAAAGAAGAUGUAGAUGAGAAUUAAAUAACACCCUGCACGUCUCACGUUCAUUCCUUUUGUGGUUAGAACAUUGUCCGGAAGCCAUUUCAUCUCCACAUUAAGGCACUCGACACAAUACACGCCGAAAUUAACUGAAUGACUUUAAUAUCAUCUGGUUCAUGCAAGACCUUUGUUGAUUUUUUUAAAAUAUAUACUUCUUACCCAGUUAAUGAGUUUGACACAUUAUCUACUGUGAAAACAUGAGAACGGCACAGAUUUACUAAAGGUUUAAGAUGCACUGCAAUUUACAUCAUGUCAUUUUCUUAUUAUGUCCUUUUUGGCGAUCUGCCAUCUAUUGGUAUUACUCAGCAGAUGUUGGUGUUCACAUGUACUUAAUAGACAGUUUCAGCCGCAACUGAGGUGAUGCUGGAAUGAGCCAGUGAGACUGUGAGUCAGACUUCCAAUAAUGCAUUACUGAUUCAUGUGGGGUUGUAUUUGUAGCUCCAUGGUGGAAUUCAACAAAUAUUUUGUGGGACUCAUAUUGUGGCAGCACACCAAAGAAGUCAAGAUGCAGCGCCAUAGUAGUCGUUAGGUUGGCUCAUUUGGAUUCAGAAAUAUAAUUGUAUUCUAGAGAUUACAGGAUCAUUUUUCUUGACUUGCGCAAUAACCCAGGCCCUCAUAAACUGACCUGUCAACCCUCCCAAACUUUUUUCAUAUGUAUACCCCAGAGCAGGGGCACAAUGAGGGGGGUUUAGGGCAUUAACAAAGUGUGGUUGUGAUAAUAUAUAUAAAAUAUCUAGACAUCUAUGAACUAAUGCAGUUUUCUCUCCCAAUUACCCUUUAUUUAGUCUUUAGUAAUUCUGUGCCCUAAUCUUGGUUACCAGAAGACAAAGCCUUUUCUAAUUAUUACCAGUUGACAAUGUUAUGUUUCCUAAGUGUAACUAAAUGAAAAAUAAUAAUUUUAAAAUAA